Messenger RNA from Ilex paraguariensis (yerba mate), 1552 nucleotides. The record is from the annotation of a GenBank genome assembly. NCBI's taxonomy places the organism in Eukaryota, Viridiplantae, Streptophyta, Magnoliopsida, Aquifoliales, Aquifoliaceae.
UUUUGAGUUGGAUGCUUCAACACUUUUUACUAAAGUUACAUUUCAUAAAUUCAGUUUUACUCUUUCUUAUUUUAAAUUCUUUUGAGUCUAAAGCUUCCCUCCAAACUUCUAGUUUAUGAUUAAGUCUUUUAUUACUUUGCUUCUAUUCCUGUGACGGCAGUUAGUAGUAGCUUACGUAGCCUAGUAAGUAAGGUUUUGAUCUGUUCCUGCAAUGCUUCAAACAUUACAAUCGUUGCAUAUUUGCCCCUGUGACCAUGAUUUCACUUUUUCCUAUUGUAAACGUGUUUUUUGCAACGCAAAUACUCAAAUCACGAAACAACAAGCAGGGCCAACUAAAUAAGUUUUGAUACCACUUUGCUGCAAAUAUUGAGGGUUUAUAUUCAUAAGAUACAAACAAACAGAAACCUUAUUAUGGCACCAUCCAGAUUUGAAAAUUAGCAAGAACCAAUGGCUUUUGCUUGCCUGUCGCAUGUAUAGCUGUGACAGAGGGCUGCGAGGUUGACUCCUAGAAACCCAAGUCUCCAAAUCUUUAGAACAAGCCGUAGUUCUUGACGCAAUUCUUCUCGACUCUUCAAAAUUUCAUAGGGAGAGACUCAUGGCAUCUAUUUAUACCAACUCGAAUGCUUCCAUCCAAAGAGCUGCAUAAUUCCCACAACUUGACCUUUGUUACAAAAGCACCCCUAAACCUGAUUUUAAUCAACUCACCAAAGGCACACAUAGUAGUACCUCUCUAGUCUCUACGUGUAUACUUAGUUUGUAUCAACUAGGGUAAUGAAGACUUUCCACAAUAGUUUUGUUGGUUUUGUUGCAUUUUUCCAAUGAUAUGCUACAACAGCAAGAUAUUUUUUUCUGAUUCCUUUGAUCUUCUGUUUCCUCAGCUUAUGGUGUUGAUAUGUUGAAUACAAUUGGCUACAUAUAUGCAAGACAGGCAGCUAAAGAGCUUGGGAAGAAGGCGAUAUAUUUGGGUGUGCCAUUUAUUGCUGAGUGGUUCAGAAAUAAAGGUCAUUUCAUUAAAUCCCAAGUUACAGCAGCAACAGGUGCAAUUGCUUUGAUACAACUGCAAGAGGAUAUGAAACGUCAGCUCAGUGCCGAAGGAAACUAUACCGAAGAAGAACUUGAGGAAUACAUGCAGUCUCACAAGAAGCUAAUGAUUGAUUCCCUAUGGAAGCUUAAUGUAGCUGAUAUUGAAGCCACCCUUUCCCGUGUUUGUCAGAUGGUUCUUCAAGACAACAAUGCAAAAAAGGAAGAGUUACGUGCGCGAGCGAAGGGGUUGAAAACUCUUGGCAAAAUUUUUCAGAGAGUUAAGUCAGCCAAUGGGACUGAAAGUGAAAUUCUGCCGAACAGUCCUGUCCAUAAACUGGAUGGAAGUGAAUCCAGUUAUGAUGCUUGUUCUCUGAAUACAUCAGCAAAAUCUUCGAACACUGAAGAGACUUCAUACACUGCAUUUGCAUUACAGAGCCCGUAUGUGGAAGCUCCCCAAUUUGCAGGACCUCAAUUCAACUAUAACUUCCCCAUACCAACAGCACCACCUGGUGCUCAGAAACAUGGUUAA